Molecule: messenger RNA, 6291 nt
Organism: Cylindrotheca closterium
Lineage: Eukaryota; Bacillariophyta; Bacillariophyceae; Bacillariales; Bacillariaceae
Source: the annotation of a GenBank genome assembly
AUGUCGAGCAAUCCAGCUGCGAUCCAAGGUUGGGUGAAAAGCGUUGAUCCAAACAGUGGUCGUUUCUUCUACGCAAACCACAUCACUCGCAAGACUCAGUGGGAGCCACCACCAAAUUGGGUGGAGGAGUCAUCACCCGCCCAUACAUCUUCCCACAAUGAUAAUGAUGGUACAAAUGAAACGCUCCCUGGUAACUGGGAGGUCAUGCACGAUCCAACGACUGGGAAACCAUUCUACGUUGACCAUGAACGCAAAAUAACGCAAUGGACCCGUCCAAAAGAAGAAAAGAAACCAGAGAAGAAGAUUUCCUUCGCCCCCGCAAGCACAACCGAAAGUUCUUUUUCUAUGCAGAAGUUCCUUCAAUUCGAUUCGGUGGGUAACCCUCAACAAGAGACACGUUCCUACAGUCAGGAAGCAGCAUACUACCACCAGUCCCAUUUGGGUGGCAUGGAUGUCGAUUUUUCAGACUCUCUUCCAGGCUUGGACUUCUCAGUUAAAAAAGUAGCCGACAAACUGCGUCUGAACUGUCCAGCUUGUGAUGGUUUGUUCACACUUAGUGUUCGUCGUCAUCACUGUCGGUUAUGCGGAGACGUGUUUUGUCACAAUUGCAGUAACAAUCGGGUGUCUCUACCGCUCGAGGGAACAGAAUUCGAGAAACCAGUCCGAAUUUGUAACUCAUGCAAUGAAGAUGUCUCCAGGGGUAACUUUUUCUCGAUGAGGCGCUACUUGACGCCACUUCAACUAUUCGACCCCGAUGAUCCAGUGGACGAAGAUCCAAGCGGAGUCACCAGUCCUCCAAAUGUCAAUGCUGCUUUGUCUAGCCUCACCUCAGAUUUAGAUCAAAUGGUACAAAGUGCCGAGGGUUUCGAUGAGAAGCUGACCAUCCCGGCUAGUAUUCUCGUUCCCUGUGUCACGAAACAUCUAGGCACCAAGCACGACACGUCUGAUCGAGCCAUUCGAGCAAUCGCCAGCUUGCUCAGUGUUGGAUCCAUGGUUGGAAAGAACGAUUAUGCAUAUGCUAUCUACUUUCAAGAUGGUCAUCGUACUCUAAAUCAGAUCCUGACAAUUUUGGAGCGCUCAGGGUCUAGUCGCUCCACCCUGUUUGUCCAAGAAAAAGCUGCCCAGGCAAUGUUCUACCUGACCGAAUCUCAAAUCUUGGUGUCUAUGAUGCAAACGAGGGGUGAGUUCUCGCAAACUGUUGAAUCGGACCCACUUGACUCUUUAGAUAUACAAAGAACUAUACGUAAUAUGUUGGACCAUUCGAGCGUCAACAAAAACCCACAUCUUCAACGUUGGGCGACGGCUACUAUUCGAAAUCUAAUUCUUGAGGAUCAGCGUCGCGCAUGUCUAGCUAUCAAUGAAGUCGCGGCAAAAGUGGCCUCAGGAGAGUCCCCUGGGUCGCUCGCAUACGAGUCCAUACUAGAUCAGCUAGUAUCCACGGGUGGUGUCAUGAUCCUCUGUAGCCUCAUUGGGGCUGACGACGCUGAUACACGUGCACACGCAACAGGAGCCCUCGGAGCAAUACUAACUGCCACUCGGGCUAUUGAUGGCUCGAUGUCGGCUUUGUCGGAAAUGACAGGAGGAGUCGCAGGUGGGACGGAAAAGAAGGAUGGCAAUAUCGUUCGUGCAAUUGUUGCUGGGGGUGGCUGUGGGUCAUCUGUGUCCCAAUUGCUACUUUCAGCAGACAACACAGUUGCGCGAAUGGGCUGCGAAUUCAUCGGAUCACUGGUUCUGCCACUACUCAUUGAUCCACUAGGAAGCGCAACCCUUCAGUCUUUAUAUGACUGCAGGAAAGAUGAAGGCGGACUAGGUGCUUGUCGUGAAGCUGCUUUGGAGAUAGCUAGUGGAAGUUGCUUGCCGGCUAUACUAUCUUUAGUACGCGAAAAUGGCCGAGCAUCUAGACCAAUCGAACUUCGCAAAUCUGCCAUGGAAACAUUGGCAGCAACGGUACUUGCAGUCGGCGAAAUGGGAAAAGCGUGGGCAGAUGGAAAAUACGAAGAAGGAAUCGGAAGAAAUGGCGCUCCUGCCAUGCUAAUACGUGCAAUUGCACUUCUGAACGAAGAGCGAGUAGUUGACAUUGCACUUGAAAGUCUCAAUUCAUCAUCGGUCCAGUCCCUCGGCUCCUCUCGGGAUACUCCUUCCUCAAGGAUUCGAGAAGCUGCGGGAACUGUCUUGGCCUCUCUGACAUCCUGUUCAGCUGAAGCCAUAAUCGAACUGCAUUCACGCCAAGUAUUGUCACAAUUACUUGUGUCUUCAGAUGAUACUAGUAUGACUGCUCCUUCGACUCUUCGUGGCGACGCCGCUCCGCGAUGUCUCGGGAUGCUCGAAGCUGCUGCGUCGACUCUCAUAUUUGCAUGGCAACAUCCCUCUGGAGCAAAAUCUGAGUUAUUGGAUCGUCUCAUGGAAGCCCUCGAUGCUGGCACUAUCACUCACUUGUUUCGAGUGCUUACUUCAAAAAUGGACUGGGAAUCAAGGGAUAAAUCCGCUGGAGGAAUGAAGGCGAGAUCUGCCGCCUGUCGCCUGUUAUGCUGCCUAUUUGGGAUUGCAUCUACAGGCGACACGUCGAUUGGAAUGAAAAGACUAUUGGAUGCUUGUGAUGCCGACCAGAUGGGGCGUCGCAGUUCGAAGGGUGCACGGAAUGUAUUGGAAGCAGUUUUGAGUGUGUUACAAACCGCUUUGAAUUUGGCACACCGUGUGAUUUUGGGUAGUACAAGUCGCGGAGCUCAUUAUCAUGCAGCUCUCUUGGACCUCGUCGAUUCUUCGCUCCUUGCUACUGGAAGUAUGUGUGGAUCGUCUGUAGCACCCGGUGGCGGAGACGGUGUUUUUGUGAAAGGGGAUGAUUUCUUGGUUUCGCACAACGACGAUUUUGCAGAGCGGAGGAAAGAGGUGUGCAAAGUUGCCUGCGACGUUGUUAUCAGGUCGGGUCGUUCAGGUCCUGCGUUGUUACCAACACUACUAGUUGGAGGUUUUGGUGAAGGCGCCGUGAGCUCUUCACUCCGGCUUUCACUAGCGAUUGCACAGAAUGGAAGCAAAGAACAACACAUGAAACUCGCCCUCAGUGGUAUUCUUGUGCCGGUCAGCGACAUCUUGCGUGCUGCAUUGAGCCGAGGUGAUUUAUAUAGGUUCUCCGCUGCACUUGCUUUGGUAAGGUUUUGUGGUCCACACGUUGCAGCUGGCAAAGGUGGAGGAGUGCCAGCGAUUCGUGAUGCCAUUCGUGUGGCGACGAACGUACUUACGCUUCCUGUUAGCACAGAAGCGAAUACUAAUCAAUUGAGGACACAAGAAUCAUUGAAAUCAGAAUGCAUUGGUGUUUUGGAAUCCCUUAGUGGGAAUGCGUCUCUGUGGAGCACAAUCUGCACCGACGCUUUGCCUGCGAUUGUGAAAUAUCUUCGGAGUUGUAGCGAAGUUGGCUUAUGUACACCGACUAUGUCUGAGACCGAGAGUUCUGCUCUUCGAACUGUUUUGGAGAUCGUUCAAGUUCCCUCUCAUGCUGUGGCGGCUGCUGAGGAAGGAUUGUCCACAUCACUAGGAAAGAUCAUGAAGAAGUACACCCAGCCAGAAUCAAGCGAAUACAAAAAGAAUUUGGAAAUUGGCUUGUUAGCUAUGGAGACACUGCACGUUCUCGUGAAGCAGCCAAAUGCUCGUCAGCAUUGCGAUCUGUUAUGUGGCAGUGCACUUAGUAGUAUCUGCAGCACGAUAGUACUAGCCGCAUCUGCGGAAGGAAAGUCGACGAAUGAGACAGAAGAUAUUAUUUUCUUUGGAUUGGAGGUUCUGUCCAUUGCGGUAUCCGACAUUGAAGAGUCUAUGGACACUGCUCACGUUUUGCAGUCAUCGGAAGCAGCUGCAUUCCUCGAAUCCAUCCUUGCCGAGCCACGAUUUGUGCGUUGCCUGUGUGCGUACAUUCUCCCAUUACAAAUCGAAGCGCACGAAAACGAAAAGAGCUUCUACGACGUUCCAUUGCUCUACGGUUUGUCGCCUCCCGUUGUAAAUGAGGCUUGUGGAGGAUAUCAAAAUUCUCGUGAAUGUGCGCUCUUUCUUCUGUUCACACUUUCAGUUUAUGCAUGUGCCAUUGAAUCACCCCAGAGCGAAUCGUUCUGGAAUACAUGCUUGUUGCGCGAUUGCCCGAUGAGCAGAGAAAGGGACAACUUGGACGUUGCUAGAGCCUCAGCUACAUUUUGCUCCGCAUACUUACAGCUCCUGGAGCAAGACCACGAAGCUGUAGUGCCCUCAAACCGAGACAAGCAGCUGGACUACGAGAACCUUACACGACCUCUUGUACGUUACCGGCUUUUGGAGUCUUUGGGAGAAUCACUUUCAGAUUUGACGGAAGAGGCAGCUGAAGAUUCCAAGACACUUGAUGACUACAUGCUCAGCCUCUUGGUUUCAUACAACUUGCCUUGUAUCUUUCUAUCGGUGUGGAAAGAUCCAGCCUUGCUUGAGCUCACUUAUGAGCUUAUGAAGAUGACCGUUGAGGCAAAUCAAGAAGGCGUGCUGCACUUGUUCGUGAAAAGCAAGGAAUCUGUGGUCUCCAUAUUUGAUCUCCUGAAUCACAAGCCUGACAAUGUUCCGGAGGUUGAUAUAAGGCGGAUUCGCCAGUUUCUGGUGACAACCUUGGAAAAGCUUGCAGAGACCGGACUAUUGAUGGAAGCCGUUGAAAAGUUUGGUCUGAAGAGCAGCGCCAUCAAAGCUCUAGCAUCGGCCUGUCUAUCUGAAGACUUUGUGAAUAAAGAAGAGGAGUUGACAUCCCAUCUCUUAGCGAGCGGACUCAUACAAUGCCUUGUACAGCUUUGCACUGUCAAAAAUCAUGAUAAGGACGGAAGGCAACAGAGAGAGAUUGUUUUAACGGGGACGGAGGCAGAGGCAAUAGCGUUGAGCCUUGGGAGAAAGAUCUGUCACAUGGUCAUAUCUCGUUAUCUAGAGAGAGCUAAGCUUCAGCAGUAUGACCUGGAUGAGGAAGAGAUAGUUUUGAAUGCCCCAGAUGUUUCGUUGUUGUGUGCCAUGGCUCAACACAGCAAAGCCAUGAAAAUAUUAGAAUCCAUUGGAGGACUUCAUGCCCUUGCACAAGUCGCUGCGGAUGGGGAGCCAAAUGCCUUGGCUGCAUUGCUAGAGGGUUCCAAGGGCCAACCACUGCUCUUGCUUGAGGCCGAUACGUAUUUGUCUGUGCUCUCCCUUCUUUCCGACGAGAGAGAGCAUGCAUGGAAGAAUGACGCGAAAAUGCAAUCUGUCGUCGAAACUGGUGCCUUUCGCCUUCUGUCGCAGUUGAGUGAUGAAUCAUUAAAGGGAAGAAGACUGAUAUUCGAGGCUUCAGGUUUUGAACAUUCGAUAGUUCGGGCGAAAGAGGUGCUGUCUUCUUGGUCUCUGGCUGACAAUUCAGAGAUCGUAGACGCCGACGAUACUAAGCCGUGGAAGUACGAUAGCGGCAGAGCCGAAAACCAGAUGAACCUAUUGAUUGCGGCUCUUUCAUAUGUUGCGACUAUGACCCAGGUCUCAGAGGCCUGUUCACUGUUCUUAGACGAUGAGGACUGGUUACUGAUAGUCUCGAACAUGGCAAGCUCUGGAAUUUCUACUGACUUGCAGAUUGAGGCCCUCAAAGCUAUUACCAGUCUAUCAAUGUGCUCUAGUGCUGACGGUUUCUUGCCCACCGAACGUGUGGGGGAGAUUUUUCAAGGUGUCCUGAGAGUGGAGCACACCUCUCAAAUUGACGGCUCCUCAAGGGUGAAUGAAUUGUACUCGCUGGCUACGGAAGGGAUUUUGUGCUUGUUCGAUUCCCUUCCUGUAGAACAGCAAAGAAGCUUGGUUACUGAUGCCGCUUUAAGAUACAGAAAGCUGCUAAAGAGCCACACUAUUGACCGAACAACAAAGAAGGGAUCAAGUCUAGACCAAGGAGGACUGAUUGCCUACAAUAUAACCAGCAUCAUCAUGAUUGCGAGCUACAACUCGCAUCUCGAAGAUGUUCUUGACUCCAGUCUCAUCAUGUCAUUAGCGAACACCCUGCAGUGGCGAUAUGACCCAAAGACAGCAAUUAAAAGAACAGAACAGUGUAGUUGGGAUGCAUCAGUCACACAGGUUCUUCAAAUUUUGUCGCGAAUCACACUUCGGGUUGAUAGUAUUUUCGAGAAGGCGGGAUUUUCUCUACAAGAUCUCACUGAGGUCGUUUUGAUGGUUGCAGCCCCAGGGAAAGCCCCAAGACAGGCAAUAAGUUUCCUACAUGCUCUGGAGGAAGCUCAGAAAGUUGGGGAGCCUGCGUCGAAAUUGGCUGCUAGGCGAAUAGCCAGAACUCUUAAAGGGUAG